UGCGUCAUAUGUUGGAAAGGGCAGCUGAAAUAUUCUCACAACUCAAUGAGAGAUCCUCAUUGACAUUUGUAACCAGCUGGCAGUGUUUUUAGUCUUAAUCUGACGCUAGAAGACAACAGUCAGAUAAACUUGAAGGAUUCAGUCAGUGAGGGAUCCACAGAAGAGAUCAUCAGCAACCCUUGAACUGAACAGCUGUGAUCUCAAGCAGCAGCCUUCACGUCGCUCCCUUAAAAGAAACCAUACGUGUUUCUCUGACAGGUUUUUAUGGAGGCUGUUUUGAGCUGCAAACCAGAAGACUUGGAGGAUUACUACGGGUUGUUAGGAUGUGAUGAACUGUCAUCGACUGAACAGAUUCUUAAUGAAUACAAGAUCCGAGCCUUGGCAUGUCAUCCAGACAAACACUUGGACAACCCAAGAGCAGUGGCAGAUUUCCAAAAGCUGCAGGAAGCCAAAGAAGUUUUAUGCAAUGAAGCCAAAAGAAAAAACUAUGACCUUUGGAAAAGGAGUGGCGUUACUAUUCCAUUUCAUGAGUGGCAAGCUUUGAACGAUUCUGUAAAAACUUCAAUGCACUGGGCUGUGAGAAAUAAGAAGGAACCCAUGUUGGAGGCCUCCAAACCAGAAGCUCCAGUCGCCUCACAAGCUGGGGACGUACCAGGGAUCUCUUCAUGUGAAGAUGUGCCAUCCUCAAGUGAUUACUGCCAUCGACGUUUCCGUUUUGCUGCUGACUCACCAUCCAGCCUGCUGCAGAAGUUCAGAAAUUAUGAAAUAUAAAUACAUUCUGAAUUUAAUUUUACUUAAGUGUCUAUGUAUUGCUGUUGUCAUGUAUACACUUCGGUCCUUGUUAAAGGUGGAGUCUGUGAUUCAGGAGAAAGAUCUUGCAUAUCAAUGCCUUUCCCCCGUCCUAUACACGAGGACAAACUUGCACAAGCUCAGCCGUGCACAAGGUAUGAGGGAAUUGUGUUGUGUGGAUAGGUAACACUAACACAGAACGAACAGUUAACAGUCAAUGAAGAGAUAUUCACUAAAUCUGACAAAAAAAGUAUGUUGGAUUAGUAUCACCAACUCAGCCUGUAACUGUAGCAGCAAUUUUUGUGUAUAUGUCCUGUAACUCGACUGAAUCUCGUGGAAAUAGUGAGCUGUUGUGAAUGUGUCUGUUGCAAGUGUGAUAAAGUAAGUUCUGUGAAUAAUUUAUGAUGCUGUUAAUUUUGCUUUGCUGUGAUGUGUUUAUGUCCACUAAUGCACAUGGACAAAGACAUUAUGCGUGAUUUCUUGAGGACCUUUAAUGCUGUAAUGUGUUUUUCCUUGUUGCUGAUGUUGGGAACAUAAAACUGAAACAUGCCAUGUUCACUAUUUUGAUUUAUUUUUUUUUGCAUUUAAUACUAUGCCAUGCUGAUUCUUUAAAUUGGACCAUUAUUUUUCAUUUUGCACAGAUGUGAUGGAGUUUUAUCAGAAGUCAUUCAAACCAUCCAGUCAAUCGGCAAAUACUGUACAACAUUUUACUGUGUGGAAAUAACAAAUUAUUUCUUUUACUUUGAAUACAACUUGCAUUGCGAUUCACAAUAUAAGGUUACUUGUUUUAAGUAAUUAUUAUUAUAAAUGAGUAAGCUGUUUCACCUUAGGGCUGCACAGUGGCGUAGUGGUUAGCACUUUCGCCUUGCAGCGAGAAGAUCCCUGGUUCGCGUCCCGGCUUUCCCGGGAUCUUUCUGCAUGGAGUUUGCAUGUUCUCCCUGUGCAUGCGUGGGUUUUCUCCGGGUACUCCGGCUUCCUCCCACAGACCAAAAAUAUGCUGAGGUUAAUUGAUUAUUCUAAAUUGCCCGUAGGUCUGAAUGUGAGAGUGCUUGUUUGUCUUUGUAUGUGGCCCUGUGACAGACUGGAGACCUGUCUAGGGUGUCCCCUGCCUUCGCCCGAGUCAGCUGGGAUAGGCUCCAGCCCCCCCCGCGACCCUAGUGAGGAAUAAGCGGUGUAUAGAUAAUGGAUGGAUGGAUGUUUCACCUUAAUGGCAGAUGCCAUAUUGUUUAACCACAACAAACUUUUGUUGUAACUGUUUGCUAUUAACUGUUACCAAAUUUUAUUUACCAAAUCAUAUGAAAUGCAGACAUUGUUCCAAAUAUUUAAAUAAAACAUACCAGUGAAAAUGG
This is a messenger RNA of Amphiprion ocellaris (clown anemonefish), 2138 nucleotides long. RefSeq names its product DnaJ (Hsp40) homolog, subfamily C, member 12 (gene dnajc12). The record is from RefSeq and is a predicted model, not a curated record. Bases 265 to 771 code for a protein of 168 amino acids. Gene Ontology annotation, cellular component: cytoplasm. The transcript is spliced from 5 exons. Lineage: Eukaryota; Metazoa; Chordata; Actinopteri; Pomacentridae.